CGGCAUGACGUAAGCGGAAGAAAUCGUAGCCUAACACAUGCGACUGGCGGGAAUUUUUUGCACUUGGCAGACAGGGCUAUUGUCAACAAAUGUCAACAAUUUGAUUUUGUUUUGCACUUCUAUUGGAUGCACAUAAUUUGGUAAUAGAAAUGCAGGCGUUUCUGAAAGGAACAUCCAGCCAGAGCAUCAAGCCUCUGAAGGACAAAGCAGCUGGAUCGAGUGGAGAGAAGAAACCCAAGGCUCUACCAUGGGUAGAGAAAUACAGACCAAAGAGUGUGGAUGAGGUGGCCUAUCAAGAGGAGGUGGUUGCUGUUUUGAAGAAAUCACUAGAGGGCGCUGAUUUGCCCAACUUAUUGUUCUAUGGGCCUCCGGGUACAGGAAAGACCUCCACCAUCUUGGCAGCAGCUAGAGAGCUCUAUGGGCCUGAGCUCUUCCGACAGCGCGUUUUGGAGCUCAAUGCCUCUGACGAACGAGGAAUCCAAGUGGUCCGAGAGAAAGUGAAGAGAUUUUCCCAGCUAACUGCAGCAGGCUCUCGAUCUGAUGGGAAGCCAUGCCCUCCCUUUAAGAUCAUCAUUCUUGACGAGGCGGACUCCAUGACCAACGCAGCGCAGGCGGCUCUCAGACGCACCAUGGAGAAGGAGGCACGCACCACCCGCUUCUGCCUCAUCUGCAACUACGUCAGCAGGAUCAUCGAACCGCUGACUUCCAGAUGUUCCAAGUUCCGUUUCAAGCCUCUUGCAAAUGCCAUCCAGGAGGAGAGAAUCUUAGAAAUCUGCAAGAAGGAAAACCUAAACUAUUCAAAACAGGGCAUUGAUAAGCUGGUGAGAGUGUCAGAGGGAGACCUGCGCAAAGCCAUAACUUAUUUACAAUGUGCAGCCAGGCUUAAUGGAGAUACAGAGAUCACAGAGAGUACCAUAUUAGAGAUCGCUGGGGUGGUGCCCCCUAAUGUCAUAGACAGCCUGCUUCAGAUCUGUCACAAAGGCACCUUUGAUAAAAUGCAGAUAGAAGUCAAGAAUAUGAUUGAUGAUGGCUAUGCUGCUACACAGAUUCUUAACCAGCUACAUGAUCGCAUCAUCGAAGGCCACCUCAGUGACAAGCAGAAAUCAGUCAUUGCUGAAAAAAUGGCGGAGGUUGACAAGUGUCUGGCUGAUGGAGCUGAUGAAUACCUGCAGUUGAUUAGUCUGGCCGCAGUGAUAAUGCAGCAAGCAACUCAGAACUCCUGAGCAUCACUACUACACAACGUCUCCCACUUUCUGUCUUUAUGUACAUUUUGUUAUAAACUUCUUUUGUAUUUUUGAAGCAAA
Messenger RNA from Alosa alosa (allis shad), 1304 nucleotides. It is a transcript of the gene rfc4, whose product is annotated as replication factor C (activator 1) 4. Gene Ontology annotation, cellular component: nucleus; DNA replication factor C complex. Gene Ontology annotation, molecular function: ATP binding; ATP hydrolysis activity; DNA binding. Gene Ontology annotation, biological process: DNA repair; DNA-templated DNA replication. NCBI's taxonomy places the organism in Eukaryota, Metazoa, Chordata, Actinopteri, Clupeiformes, Clupeidae. The transcript has 11 exons. The coding region runs from base 150 to 1223 and encodes 357 amino acids. The record is from RefSeq and is a predicted model, not a curated record.